GCCUGGGCUCUCUUGUGCUUCAGCGUUUGGGGGAAGCUUGUAUAGAGGAUCAUCUGGAAGGAACUAGGAUUUGGAUCUUUAAUGGCUGAAAAGGGGGCUCAGAAGUUUCUUCUGUUGCCUUUGCUUGGCGCUCAGGAGAAGCUGCCCCCCCACCGGUUUUCCUGCUGCAGGGAGCGGACUCUGCACAUGCCUCAGAACCAUGCUGGCUUCUGCCUGUGAGAGAAGUGAGUUGGUGGGACACAAAUCCAGAUAGACCGCCCCCGCAUUGGGUGCUAGCUGACAGAGAGAGAUGUGGGAACAAGUGGAAGAAUCAGGAAGACCUAUGCACAUGCUCAAAGAACCCUUCUUUUGCAUUCACGUCCAGGAUCUUCCCCCCGGCUCGGAGCCCACCGAGACCUCGCCCGUGCCCCCUGCUGCUGCCGCCGUGCUUCCGGUGAGCUACCGGCUCUCCAACACCCGCCUGGCCUUCUUCCUGCGGGAGACGCGGCCGGGACCGUCCGACAAUGCCAGUGCCGGCCUGACCCGCUCGGAGCCCUUCGUGGUCUUCCAGACCAAGGAGCUGCCGGUCCUGAACGUCUCCUUGGGGCCCUUCGCCACCGGCCAGGCCUUGCCAAAGGAGCUGCUGCAGCCGUCCAGCACGCUGGAGGUGCCGGAGCGCCUGACGGUGAACUGGAAAGUCCGGGCCUUCAUCGUGCGGACGCGGGUGCCAGCCAACCAGCCCACCGCCCAGGUCCUCUUCUACGUCUCCGGCCGAGACUGGGACGACUUUGACGCUACUGAGCGGCUGCCGUGCGUGCGCCUCCACGCAUUCCGGGACGCCCGCGAGCUCCGGGUCUCAUGCCGCCUCCGGAGCAGCCUGGCCUCCUGCUUGGCUCAAGCCGAGCUGCCGCAGGCCUGGUUCGGACCUUCGGCUGCCCCCUCAGGCCGCAGGAAAGGACCGGAGGGGCUGGAGCCGGCCGGAGACGUCCAGCUUGUGGAACUGUACUACACGCUGCACACCCCGGAUGGGAUGGGAGAUUGUGGGGGCGAACUGAUGGGGAGAAGGGGGGGCGCCGGGGCCCGGACCGAAGGCCCCACGCAGCACCCGCUCCUGCGCAUCGGCAGCCUGAGGCUGGUCCAGCCCUCCGCCGCCCUGCCCUUCCAGGAACAGCGUCUGGAUGACAACGUCUUUGUUCGGCUGCCUGAGAGUCCCCUCAAGCCGGGCGAAGUGCUCAACGUGCUCCUGUACCUGAUGGACAACUCCACCGUCGAGCACUUCACCCUCAGGGUGAAGGCGAAGAAAGGGGUGAAUCUCCUCACCACCCGCUCGCGGCACCCCAAGUGGCUGGUGAAUUCGGAAUUUCAAGCCGGCAGUAAGCACGCCACCUCCACGGUGGACGUGGCUUGGAUCGGUGGCCCUUUGCCCAGGGAGGAUGAUGCCCCGUACGAGAUCAUGCAGCUGGAGUUUGAGAUGGAGAACUUCACCAGCCAGUCGGUCACCCGGCGCAUCAUGUGGCACAUUGACUACCGGGGCCGCAGCCCACCGCCAGACCUGGAGAAAGCCGUGACGGAGCUGACCGUGAUCCAGAGGGAUAUCCGGGCCAUCCUCCCUUUAGCCAUGGACACAGAGAUCAUCAACACAGCCAUCCUCACAGGGAGGACGGUGGCCAUCCCGGUGAAGGUCAUUGCCAUCGAGAUGACGGGGGCGACCAUGGACGUUUCGGGCCUUGUGAAGUGCAAGUCCAGCAAUGAGGAUAUCAUCAAGGUUUCCAACGGCUGUGAUUAUGUCUUCGUGAGCGGCAAAGAGUCACGGGGCUCCAUGAACGCCGGGGUGUCCUUCAGCUACGAGCAUCUCAGCGCCUUGCUGGAAAUGACCGUCUGGGUCCCCAAACUCCCGCUGCACAUUGAGCUGUCUGACGCAAGACUCAGCCAAGUGAAGGGGUGGCGAGUUCCGAUCUUACCCGACCGGAGGUCCAUCCGGGAAAGCGAGGAUGACGAAGAGGAGGACGAGCGCCGGCAGAGCCGAGGCUGCACCCUCCAGUACCAGCACAGCACCCUGCAGGUCUUCACCCAGUUCCACACCACCUCCUCGGAGGGCACCGACCAAGUGGUCACCAUGCUGGGUCCCGAGUGGAUGGUGGAGGUCACCGACCUGGUCAGUGACUUCAUGAAGGUGGAGGACAUCCGGGUGGCCCACCUGGUGGACAGCAACACCCUGGCUGGCCGGGAGCCGGGCACCACUCUGUUCAAGGUUGUCUCUCCGCUCAUGGAGGCCGUCCUCGGGGAGACCCUGGUGACGGUGGUGGACGAGAAGGUCACCAUCGCGGAACUGAAAGCCCAGCUCAUCUCCAACCUCUCGCUCUCCUUGCACCCCAGUCCUGGGAACAGCCACACCAUCGUGGCCAAGACGACCGCACAGCAGACCCUCAACUUCUCCAAGCAGGAGGCUUUGCUGAGCCUUUGGCUGUCCUACAGCGACGGGACUACGGCCCCGCUCUCCUUGUACGACCCGAAGGAUUACACCCUGGUGCUGAGCAGCCAGGACCGGGCGGUGGUGUCCGUGGUGCCCGACCGGGCCUUCCCGCUGCUGAGGGCCGAAGGCGAAGGGACGGGCGAGCUGGUGAGGGCCGAGCUGACCAUCUGCGAGGUCUGCCAGAAGACCAAGCGCCGGAGCGUGCUGGCCACGGCCUCGGCCAGCGUCCGGGUCCAUUUCAGCUCGGAGGAGGAGCCCACCUACGACUACGAGCCGGUCCAAACGCCCAGCGGGCCUGGGCGGGAGAGGGGCGGCGUGGGCACCACCCCCCGGGGGGAGGCGGAGUGGCGCCUGGUGCCCAGCCAGGACAGCCGGGGGCCGAGCGCCAUUCUGCCCACGGAGGACUUCCCGACCAUCCCCACGGGCUACGUCCAGGUGCCUCGGGGGCUGACGGACCUGGAGAUCGGCAUGUACGCCCUCCUGGGCGUCUUCUGCCUGGCCAUCCUGGUCUUCCUCAUCAACUGCAUCGUUUUCGUCCUCAAGUACCGGCACAAGCGGAUCCCGCCGGAGGGCCAGACCAACCUGGACCACUCCCACCACUGGGUCUUCCUGGGCAACGGGCAGCCCUUGAGGGCCCAGAACGAGCUCUCCCUGCCGCCCGAGAGCCCCGGCAACCCUCUGGAGAACGUCCAGACCUGCUGCCACAGCGACCACCACAGCAGCGGCUCCUCGCAGACCAGCGUCCAGAGCCAGGUCCACGGGCGGGGGGACGGCUCCUCGGGAGGCUCCACCCGCGACCAGAGCGAGGACCCCCUCAACUCCCCCACCUCCAAGCGCAAGCGGGUCAAGUUCACCACCUUCGCCACGAUGCCCUCCGACGAGCUGGCCGCCUACAACGCCAUCCCCAUCGCCGACGAGGAGGAGGAGGAGGACCUGGAGUGGGUCUGCCAGGACGUGGCCCUCCAGGACCCGGAGGGACUCCACCGCUACAUCCACAGGAUCCAGGAGAUGGCGUAGCCGUAGGCGCUCCCCCUCGGACACCUCGCACCCGUGGGCGCGCUUUAGCCCAGGGGGGCAGGCGCGGGAGCGGUGGGCGCUCCCCCUGCAACGGGGCUGUGCCCGGGGAGCCUCCCUCCUGCGUUGGCUGGGCUCUGCUCUUGGUGGACUGAGCCCGGCGGCAGGUCCAGCUGUGUGAUCCAGAGGAAAGCGGCCCUCCCCACGUCGGAGAGGGCCACGCGAACCCUCCGUGG
This is a messenger RNA of Pogona vitticeps (central bearded dragon), 3702 nucleotides long. It is a transcript of the gene TMEM132E, whose product is annotated as transmembrane protein 132E. NCBI's taxonomy places the organism in Eukaryota, Metazoa, Chordata, Lepidosauria, Squamata, Agamidae. The record is from RefSeq and is a predicted model, not a curated record.